AAUUCAACCUGCACGGAAUGCAUGCAGCGAUUUGUGUUCUGCCUAUUGUGCACGAGAUACAGAGAUGCACGUAGAACGAAACCGUGAAGUCUCCCCCGGCCCCCGUACCGUACGAAAUCUCUCACUAGUGACGAGCCGCCAAGACCUGGACAUAUGUGCCAAUUCCUUGACCGGCCUUGGGUCGUGCAGGACACUGGGCUCAGGCCGCACGGUGUGGUGGCCUGACGGGGUUGUUCAAGCACAGAAAGCAACGACCCGUUUCAAGGUUCAGUGCGUCGGCCUGAGGUUUCAUUGAGUGAAAAAAGGACAUUGGAUUAUCCGGCCACGCAUAGAAAGUAAAGAGACGACCGUAGCCGUCCGCCUCAACAACGUGCAGAUCAACGAGCAGGAGAGUCAGUGUGAGUUAAUGCUUUACGGUCACCCAAGCAGAAUGACAAAAGGAUUGCUUGAGCGUUUGGCUGCAGGAGAGUUGAUCAUUGGCGAUGGCAGUUUUGUGUUUUUACUGGAGCGGAGAGGCUACGUUUCUGCUGCUGCCUGGACCCCCGAGGCAUGUGUUCUGUAUCCCGAAGCAGUUCGUCAGUUGCAUCGAGAGUACCUACGAGCUGGGGCUGAUGUCAUGCAGACAGCAACGUUCUACUCAUCCGACUGGCAACUCCAGCACGUGGCAUCCUUUCGCAAUGAUGAGAAAAUGAAGAAUCUGACUACAGGUGACAUCAACAGCGCUGCGGUAGAUCUUGCAAGGGGUGUGGCAGAGGAGGGCGGAGCCCUGGUUGCUGGCUCGGUGUCACCGGUUUCCUCCAUUGCAUUUAAGAAGGGCAAGGAGCAUGUAAUUAAUGAAUUUCAGAAGCAGAUGGCAAUUUUUAAGGAGAAAAAGGUUGAUUUCCUUCUAGGCGAGUUUUUCAUCAACAUAGAGGAGGCUGAAUGGGCAAUUCAGAUUAUGGCUGAGAUUGGCGUCCCUGUGGCCUGUACUAUGAGAAUACCUCCGACGGGUGAUGCUUCUGGUUGUUCACCCCAGGAAUGUGCUGUCAGAAUGGCAAAAGCAGGUGCCAGUGUUGUGGGCAUAAAUUGCAUGUAUGACCCGACUAUUUGCCUGGAGACUGUCGCCCUGAUGAAGCAAGGCCUGAAAGAGGCAGGGCUCCAGACUUACCUGAUGGUGCAGCCAUUGGGUUUCCACACACAGGAGCCUGGUUACGUUGACGAUAAGAGAGGCUACAAUGCACUGCCAGAUUGGCCAUAUGCAAUGGAGCCUCGUGCCAUAUCUCGUCUUGACGUCCACAAUUAUGCCAGGGCAGCCUAUGAACUAGGCGUUCGAUAUAUUGGUGGUUGUUGCGGAUUUGAGCCGCAUCACAUCCGGGCCAUAGCAACAGAGUUGUCUGAUGAGCGAGGAGGCCUUCCCCCUGCAGCUUACAACGUGACGCCGUGGGAUGCUCUUAAAGUGAGCAACAGUUCCUCUUAUUGGGUAAAGACAGACAAGGAGUACUGGGACAAUCUCACACCAUCCACAGGCAGACAACUCCAAACGUUUGCAACACUGCAGAGCAAGACGGAUCAAUGAUGGAAUGGCAACAUGAGUUUCCUUGUUUGUUUGACAGAAAAGAGUCUUCCAAAGAAGAAUUCCUUGAGAAUGACUGUCACUUUUUAGGCAAGUUCAGUAUGACGACUUGCUAAUUUGCCUUUAGGAUAGAAACAGGAUUUGAGCGUACACAAUGCUUGAGACAUCUUCAAACUACAUUCUUGCUUUACAAAGAUUAUCAAAAACAAAACCCACAAGAAAAGUCAUAAGUUCAAAGAAUCCUGUACUUUGUUUAGAACAAAAGUCUCGCUGACAGUCAAAAAACCGAUACAGUGAUGAUGGCCCAUUGUAUACUUGAUGCGAUAGAUUUAACAUAAGCAUCUCAAAGCACAUCUAUAAUAGAACUUGGGAAGCUAUAAGAGGAGAAUGAUAACGCCACUUUAUGAAAAGGGAAAGGGAUUUUGGUAUUGGCUGGUAUAAUUAACUUUUCUUUCUUUUCCUUUUUUUUUUUUUACUUUAUUUUUUAUUUGUGUAUUUGUCGUCUACAAACUACAAUGCAUGAAUCAGAGUGUACAUGUGUAUUUUGGGGUAUUGGAUGCUUCUUUUGGUGUCACCUUUUUCUUAGCCUGCCUGUUUUUGUUAAUUAACAAUAUGGAAGAAGUUGCAGAUCGAGACGUGGGUUAAGGUUACCCUGACGCAAAAAAAAUGAAUAACAAUUAUGGUGAGAAUUCUAAAAAUUACCUUCUAUAAGACUUGUUGUUCGUACAUCAGUAACAAUGUAAUACUUAUAUAUGUGUCCUAUCCGUAACAAUCAAACACAAAAUAUCUCUGAGGGGCCUGAACCUCUCACUCAUACCAACCCACCCACCCAACCAAGUGUGUAUUUGCCUGCAACUGGGGACCUCCUAUUGUUCU
Molecule: messenger RNA, 2428 nt
Organism: Acanthaster planci (crown-of-thorns starfish)
Lineage: Eukaryota; Metazoa; Echinodermata; Asteroidea; Valvatida; Acanthasteridae
Product: betaine--homocysteine S-methyltransferase 1-like
Molecular function (GO): zinc ion binding; betaine-homocysteine S-methyltransferase activity
Source: RefSeq, a predicted model, not a curated record